AUGGGCUCCCGGAGGUACCUUCGUUUGAAGGAAAGGACAAUUUCUGACGUGGCAAUUGGCGUGCACCAACUUUGGGAAGGAGAACGCACCGUAUUAUUGUAUGUUGUGCGUGUACCACGCCAAGUCUUUGAACUUGCUGCUGUGAAGGCUGCUUCCGUGGCAUUGACGAGGUCCUAUAAUGUUUUACAAACUAGUCCUCUCAUUUUUAAGUUAGCUCCAGGAAUUGGUCUUAUUGUAUUUGCUGUAUGGGGUCUGGGGCCGCUGAUGCGUCAGAGCCGAAACCUACUACUUCAUAAAAGAGACAAUAGUUGGAAAAAGAGUCGCACUUAUUAUGUGAUGGUCUCUUAUAUUCAGCCUUUGCUGCUGUGGACUGGUGCAACACUUAUUUGCAGGGAACUGGAUCCUGUUGUUUUGCCUACGGAAGCUAGCCAGGUUGUCAAGCAGAGGCUUCUGAAUUUUGUAAGAUCAUUGUCGACUGUGCUCGCAUUUGCUUAUUGUUUAUCAAGCAUGAUUCAACAAACUCAAAAGUUCUUCAUGGAGUCUACAGAGCAUGGUGAUGCAAGAAAUAUGGGUUUCCGAUUUGCAGGGAAAGCUGUAUCCUCUGCAGUGUGGGUAGCUGCUGUUUCACUAUUCAUGGAGUUGCUCGGUUUCUCCACCCAGAGGUGGCUUACUGCUGGAGGUCUUGGGACAGUAUUGCUGACUCUUGCUGGCCGUGAGAUAUUCACAAAUUUCCUCUCCAGUGCAAUGAUUCAUGCAACUCGGCCUUUUGUUAUGAAUGAGUGGAUUCAAACAAAAAUUGAAGGCUAUGAAGUUUCUGGUACUGUUGAGCAUGUGGGUUGGUGGUCACCAACAAUUGUCAGAGGGGAAGAUCGUGAAGCAGUUCAUAUUCCAAACCACAAGUUCACAGUGAAUGUUGUUAGAAAUCUCAGUCAAAAGACUCAUUGGCGUAUUAAAACCCACCUGGCCAUUAGUCACAUGGAUGCUCAUAAGAUUAAUAAUAUUGUUGCUGAUAUGCGCAAGGUGCUGGCCAAGAAUCCUCAAGUUGAGCAGCAGAGGUUGCAUAGAAGAGUAUUUUUCGACAAUAUCAAUCCUGAAAAUCAGGCUCUUCUGAGAUUUGAGGCAUUUGACGACUAUGAAUUGCUGAGUGUCAUUUUGAAUGCAGUUGACAUGAUAAAUUGUCAAAAUAUGCAGAGAUUUGAGGAAUUUGACGACUAUGAAUUGCUGAGUAUCUUAGUGUCCUGUUUUGUGAAGACCUCACAUCAUGAAGAAUAUCUUUGUGUGAAGGAAGCCAUAUUGUUGGAUUUACUGAGGGUUAUCAGCCAUCACAGGGCCCGACUUGCUACACCAAUUCGGACAGUGCAGAAAAUAUUCAGCGACGCCGAUUUGGAAAAUGUCCCUUUUGCAGAUUCCAUCUAUAACCGUGGUGGAGUGGCUUCGAACCGUCCUUUACUACUGGUUGAACCUUCUUACAAAAUCAAUGGCGAAGAUAAAGCAAAAUCACAAACUCGUUCUGGCCGCACAGCUGCAGAGCAAGACAGUAAGACCACAUCACGGUUUACAAGUGACGCCAAAGCAGGAACAAACACAAAGUCUGAUUCAAGGGCAAAAGAAACACCAAAAUCUGACACAAAGGGACAUGCUAAUAUUGGCGAAACACCAAAUUUGAAUCAAAAUAAAACAGCAUCUGAUGCCAAACCUAAGACUACAAGUCCUGCAAAUGCAAGGCAGAAUAGUAAGGUAAAUAAUUCUGCAGUUGACUCAUCGGAAGCUAGUACUGAAAAAGUAGGUGGAUUGAAGGAAUCUUCCCUGUCAAAACAGGAUAAAAGGUCAGUUUCUCAGCCAUCAUUGUCAAGACCUGCGUUGCAGGAAAAUAUAGUUCUUGGUGUGGCUUUGGAGGGUUCAAAGAGAACACUUCCUAUAGAGGAAGACAUGGCUUCCCAUCCAACUCCAGCGGAGGAUAAGGAAGUGGCUGCUGCAUCCCAAAAUGGAACUGGAUCUAAAACUGCUAUGAAGGAUAGGAGAGAUUGUCCGCCGCCAACUCCAAAUGCAACAUCUGGCGAUCAGUAA
Molecule: messenger RNA, 2067 nt
Organism: Dovyalis caffra
Lineage: Eukaryota; Viridiplantae; Streptophyta; Magnoliopsida; Malpighiales; Salicaceae
Source: the annotation of a GenBank genome assembly